Drosophila pseudoobscura is the source of this 4365-nucleotide messenger RNA. RefSeq names its product Oxysterol-binding protein-related protein 8 (gene Orp8). Gene Ontology annotation, cellular component: intracellular membrane-bounded organelle; cytosol; membrane. Gene Ontology annotation, molecular function: cholesterol binding. The record is from RefSeq and is a predicted model, not a curated record. Bases 861 to 4244 code for a protein of 1127 amino acids. Lineage: Eukaryota; Metazoa; Arthropoda; Insecta; Diptera; Drosophilidae. The transcript is spliced from 9 exons.
UUUGCCGCGUCAUAAAAUAAUACCAGCCGUAUGUUCUACGAUGCGAGAAGGGGGGGUUUGCGUCUGCCCAUGCCUGGGCGGUGAGGUGAUGUGGUGCGGCGGCAUGGAAUGGAAUGGCUGCGGUGGAUGAGCUCAUACGAAAACGAAAAGAAACAAGUUUAGCUUUUUGAAAUGAUGAUGGCUGGCUGGACGGUGGGGCAGCUUCAUUCGAACGUGAAUCGCGAACGACGCCGGAUGAACGACAGCGGACGCCCACGAACGACAACGGCCCAACGAUACAGAUACGAAAAGCGUGUGACAAAGCCCGCAUAAGUGUGUCCAUUUCUCUCUCUGUGUGUGUGUGUGUGUGCGUAGAAUUUUACUAGCAGCAGCAGCAGCAGCAGCAGCAGCGUUUUUCUUUGCCAGUGCUACUAAUUGGUGGGUUUUAAUGUUACGUGGCCAUAACGCGGCAUUAAUCUGGAUUAAUUAACAAUCGGCCUGCACUGACAACAGCUGAGCUGGAGAAAACGUAGGCAUCUCUCUCGCACACACUUUUAGUUUUUCGUUUGUUUUUUGGCAAUGCUGCUUGUAAGCAAUCGAUAGAAGAAGAAUCUAAAUUCAAAACAAAACAGAACAAAUUCAAAGUGCAAAAAAGAAGGGAAACUCUCUCUCGCGGCAACAACAAAAAUCAAUAAUUGGCCCCGUGCCCGUGUGUUUGUGUGUCACUGUGUGUCAGUGUGUGUGUGUGUGUCCCUCUCUGUGAGUUGAGUGUGUAUUGUGGCUGCCUGGAGAACUGGAGCAAUGCCUUAUUGAUCAGCCCCCUGGAACAGAACAUUCAAGUGCAACCGAAAGAAAGUGUAUCCCAAUCGAGAAUCCCAACCAUGCAGUCGCCCCAGCCAGCGCAUCCGAGCGGCAGUGGCAGUCAUACGCCCGUCAAUCCCACGUCCAGCCUCUCCUCCGUAACAGGCACAGCAGCUGGCAGCACCAGUACGCCCAUCAGGAUCAACAGCGCGAAGCACUCUGGCGGCGGCGACUCCUUGCUGCCAUCGCUGGGCCUGGCUGGCGGCAGUGGGACGGGUGCAUCCACCUCCUCCCACUCGAUGCCAGGCACCCCGCAGCAGUCCAGUAGUGUCCCGACGGGCAGCCAUCUGCAGCUGCAGACUCCGAGCGCCACUGGCGGCGCCGUGACGCCAUCCGGCCUCUCGAUGGGGGCCUCGAAUCAAUCGCUGGGCGUGAGCGUCGGUGCGGCCAGCAGUGUCGGCGGCAUCAGCAUUACGCCACCGAACAGUGCUGGUCUCCGUCAGUCGACAGUAUUCGAUUUCAAAUUCAAACGGCGACCUUCGCUGAAAGUGCUCUUAACGAAACUGCCAUCCAACGACAGUUUGAGCAACAGUCCGGCGCCAUCAUCGCCAGGAAUCGCCAAUUGGGCCUCAGAUAAUCGGGACGGCAAUGUGGCAGAUAAGUCCGCUGCCGAUGCCGCCAAACUCAAUCGAAAGGAGUCCUACAAGGCCCAGCGGAAGAACUACCGCAAAGAGAAGAAACGCGUGGCCAGCGAGCUGAUGAAUUCCCUGCAGGAUCCAGCCGUGAUUGUGCUGGCCGACUGGCUGAAGGUCCGCGGCACCCUCAAGUCCUGGACGAAGCUGUGGUGCGUGCUCAAGCCGGGACUGCUGUUGAUCUACAAGAGCCAGAAGACCAAGAGCAGUCACUGGGUGGGCACCGUGAUGCUGACCGCGUGCCAGGUGAUCGAGCGGCCCAGCAAGAAGGAUGGCUUCUGCUUCAAGCUCUUCCAUCCCAUGGAGCAGUCCAUCUGGGCGCCUCGCGGACCCGACAAGGAGACAAUCGGCGCCGUUGUCCAGCCAUUACCAACCGCCUACCUGAUCUUUCGAGCGCCCAGCCAGGCGGCUGGUAAAUGCUGGAUGGAUGCCCUGGAACUGUCGCUGCGCUGCUCGGCUCUGUUGCUGCGCACCAACAGCAGCACAGCGCCGUCCAACACCUCCUACGUGGGGGAACCGCUGCUGCCCGUCUCCCACGAGACACAGUGGUCGGAGGCGGACUACGAGAAGCACUUCAACGACCACGGUAAGUGGGGUCAGUUCCUGGCUGUGCCGCCCGACAUGGAGUCCUCGCGCUCCGACACCAGCCUGCCCUCGCGGGCCCAGACUCCACUGCUGCAGCAGCUCUACAGCAGCGCCGUCAGCAACUGGGAGCGCACCAAGCGGCUGCCACACUUUCGGCAUCAUUCGGAGCAACGAAAGAGCUCCUGCAGCGAUGCCUCCAGCUGCGACUACGCCUUGGGUACCCAGCGCAAGCGUCGCCUCCUGAGCCCCGUCAGCAAGUCCCUGUCCCUGGGCGGAACAGGGGCCCUGGGCGGCAGCAGCUCCAGCGAAGAGAACGAGGAUGACUAUGGUGACACGAGCGCUGGCAGCCUGGCCCCGGCCCCGGGCCCUGAUCCGCGGCCUGUGAGCGCUCCGCCCGAGUGCCCGUUGCAGCCACGGUUCCGCCUCAACGUGAAGGAUCUGGACGCGGACAGUCAGAAUGAAGCGCCCAACGCCGCCAUGUCGGGCCUGGAGUCAGAAUCGGAGUCGGAUGCGGGCGAGGCCGUACAAGAUGAUACCCUAGAACCAGCCGACUGCGUGGAGACCACCUAUGUGCCCUUCACCGAAGAGGAGUUUGGGGAGCAAGGGGAGCAGGUGGAGGAGUUGGCCGAAGAGAACAAGAGCCUCAUCUGGUGCAUUGUGAAGCAGGUGCGUCCUGGCAUGGAUCUGAGCAAGGUGGUGCUGCCCACGUUCAUCCUGGAGCCACGUUCGUUUCUCGACAAGCUCUCGGACUCGUAUUACCACGCAGAUUUGCUCUCCAAGGCCGUGCAGGAGGAUGAUGCAUUCACGCGCAUGAAGAUCAUCGUGCAAUGGUACAUGUCCAGCUUCUACAAGAAACCCAAGGGCCUGAAGAAGCCCUACAAUCCGAUAUUGGGCGAGACGUUCCGCUGCUAUUGGCAGCAUCCCAGCGGCAGUCGGACAUUCUAUAUUGCCGAGCAGGUCUCGCAUCACCCGCCCGUGUCGGCCUUCUACGUGACGAAUCGCGAGGAUGGCUUCAGCAUCACCUGCUCCAUCUUGGCGAAAUCGAAGUUCUACGGCAAUAGCACCUCCGCCGUCCUUGAGGGGGCGGCCACGAUGACGCUAUUGCCGCGCGGUGAAUGCUACACGGCGACCACGCCCUACGCCCACUGCAAAGGCAUUCUGAUGGGCACGCUGUCCAUGGAGCUGGGCGGCAAGAUAAACAUCGAGUGCGAGAACACCGGUUACAGGACGGAGUUAGAGUUCAAGCUGAAGCCAUUCCUCGGCGGCUCAGAGUCCACCAAUGUGGUUGUGGGUAAAAUCAAGCUGGGCAAGGAGACGCUGGCCACCAUCAAUGGACACUGGGACAGGGAGUGCCGCAUCAAGGACGCCAAGACGGGCGAGGAAACCCUUCUGUUCAAGGUGGAUGCCGAUCUGCGCGCUAAGCGGCUCCCUCGAUACCUGGUCCCCGUCGAGGCGCAGGAGCCGCACGAGUCGCAGCGCCUGUGGGAACGCGUCUCUGAAUCCAUUGCACGCGAGGAUCAGGUGGCUGCCACCGAAGAGAAGACCGUACUGGAGGAGAAGCAGAGGGCCGCCGCCAAGGAGCGUUCGAGCAUCGAGGCCCCAUACGUGCCCAAUCUCUUCGAGCUGGAUAGCUACGGCCAGUGGAUAUACAAGUACGCCGACCUUCGGCCCUGGGACGUCCGGAACGAUGUGCGGCAGUACGAGUGCCAGUACAAGGUGCUGACCCAGACGCGCCACAAGUCGGUUCCCAUCGUCCACGGGGCCGAACUCAUGCAUCCCCUGCGGAGCUCCAUCGAACCGGUGGCCCGCUCGCACAGACAAUCGGGGGCUGCCUCCUCGAAGGCGCCCAAGGCCAAGAACAAGAGCCUGGUUCUGGCGCCGCGAGACACCAACUCGGACUCCAGCCAGUCCCCCCAGGGCGUGGUCAAGCGGAGCUCCUCCAGCUCGAUUAGGCAAAUUAACGCGGCCCUCGAUCAGGUUAACCGGGUGCUGGAGGAGCACUCGAAGCAGCUGAACGACAUAAGUCGGCGACUAGAGCGAAUGCAGUAUGCUCCCCCGGCGCACCUGAGACAUGGCGCACAGAACAUGCUGGGCGGCGGUGUGGCCCUGUCGACGGUGAUCAAGUCGCUGAUCUAUGCUCUCAUUGGGCUGACCUUUAGCCUGAUCCUGCGCUGGCUGUUCAAGUAAAUGCGGACGGGCAGGAGAGGGCAGGGCAGUUGCGGGCGCAAUUUGUUUAGACUUAAGAAUACAUUUUGGUCAACCUUUAGAUAACUUAUAAUACACCCUAUAAAGAAAGAUUCUGACUGUA